Messenger RNA from Moneuplotes crassus, 780 nucleotides. Lineage: Eukaryota; Ciliophora; Spirotrichea; Euplotida; Euplotidae. The record is from the annotation of a GenBank genome assembly.
UUUAUUGAAAAUAUGGAGUUUUCUGACAUUGGAGCUCACUGUAAUUAUACUUUGUGCAAACAGAAAGAUUUCCUGCCAUUUACUUGUGAUGCAUGCCUCCAAAUCUUCUGUAAGGACCACAGGACUUAUAAAUCCCACGAGUGUGAUAAACCGUCUGGCUAUGAUAGCGUUCAGUUAAUCAUCUGACCGCUCUGUGGGCUGAAAAUCAAAAUCAUGGAGACAGAUGACGCAGAUGAAAUCUUUCGCCAGCAUGAGUCUGAAGGAUGUGAUCCUUCUAAAAUGAAGAAAGAGAAGAAAUUUAAAUGUAUUAAAUGAAAUAAAGGGUUGUCGGAUAUCAAGAAGCUGACUUGUAAAAUAUGUCAUGGAGCUGUAUGAGUCAAACAUCGAAUGCAAUCGGAUCAUAAUUGUAGAGGAAGACCUUUGAGUAAAUUAGUCACAGGUGGCUUACCAAGAGCAACCCCGAUUCAAAGCUCAAUAAGAAGUGAAGAAGUUAAGCAAGUCCCUACUCCUAUCUCAUCUCACCCACCCGUAGCAUCUCAUAUUCCUACAUCUUCUGCACCGAUAUCGCAGCCUACAAGUAGUUCUGUAGAAAAGUGCCCUGUUUGAGAUAUAACUUUUGCAAAUAUUACUGAUUUGAUUGCUCAUACAGAAUCUCAUUUCUCAGCUCCUACACCACCUCCACCUGCUGCUGUUGCUGAUACUGAACAAUGUCCAAUUUGCAAUAAGUACUUUGCUAUUUCCGAGCUAGUGAGACAUUGUGAGCAAGACCAUAUUCUUUAA